CCAAAAUUAGUGAGUGGCAAAGUGGUAAAUAAGAAAGACUUAAAGGGGUAAAGAUGGAAGAAAGAUAAGCACGAGCGAGCUAACUCACGAAGUCUGCGUUGUCCAGAUUCCGGAGGAAACACCCUGCCCCAAUCUCUCUCCUCUCACGCACACAUUCAAACACUCUUUUUUCUUCUUUUCCAGCUUCAAAAACUCUCUCUCUCUCCUCUUCUCAAAGAUCGAAACUUCGAUUUCAUUCUCUGGAGAAGAAGCUCUUUCGUUUUCACUCGACAAUGGCGAAGAACGUUGGGAUUUUGGCUAUGGACAUCUAUUUCCCUCCGACCUGUGUUCAACAGGAAGCUUUGGAAGCUCAUGAUGGAGCAAGCAAAGGCAAAUACACAAUUGGACUUGGCCAAGAUUGUUUAGCUUUUUGCACAGAGCUUGAAGAUGUAAUCUCAAUGAGUUUUAAUGCGGUGACAUCACUUCUUGAGAAGUACAAGAUUGACCCGAAGCAAAUUGGGCGGCUUGAAGUAGGAAGUGAGACUGUUAUAGACAAAAGCAAGUCUAUCAAAACGUUCUUGAUGCAACUCUUUGAGAAAUGUGGAAACACUGAUGUUGAAGGUGUUGACUCGACCAAUGCUUGCUAUGGUGGAACCGCUGCUUUGUUGAACUGUGUGAAUUGGGUUGAGAGUAACUCUUGGGAUGGACGUUAUGGCCUCGUCAUUUGUACUGACAGUGCGGUUGUUGAUGGUAAGCUUUCACAGACAUGCUACCUUAUGGCACUUGACUCUUGCUAUAAACAUUUAUGCAACAAGUUUGAGAAACUCGAGGGCAAAGAGUUCUCCAUCAAUGAUGCUGACUACUUUGUUUUCCAUUCUCCAUACAACAAACUUGUGCAGAAAAGCUUCGCUCGUCUCUUGUACAACGACUUCUUGAGAAACGCAAGCUCCAUUGACGAAGCUUCCAAAGAAAAGUUCACCCCUUUUUCAUCUCUGUCACUCGACGAAAGUUACCAAAGCCGUGAUCUUGAAAAGGUGUCUCAACAAGUCGCGAAACCGUUUUAUGAUGCUAAAGUGCAGCCAACGACUUUAGUACCAAAAGAAGUCGGAAACAUGUACACAGCUUCUCUCUACGCUGCAUUUGCUUCCCUCAUCCACAAUAAACACAGCGAUUUGGCGGGAAAGCGAGUGGUUAUGUUCUCAUACGGAAGUGGCUCAACCGCAACAAUGUUCUCGUUGCGUCUCUGCGAAAACCAGUCUCCUUUCAGCCUUUCAAGCAUCGCUUCUGUAAUGGAUGUUGGCGGGAAACUGAAGGCUAGACAUGAGUAUGAACCAGAAAAAUUUGUGGAGACAAUGAAGCUAAUGGAACAUAGGUACGGAGCAAAGGACUUUGUGACGAGCAAGGAGGGUAUUUUAGACCUUUUAUCUCCGGGAACUUAUUAUCUGAAAGAGGUUGAUUCCUUGUACCGGAGGUUCUAUGGCAAGAAAGGUGACGAUGGUUCCAUAGCCAAUGGACACUGAUUCUUGAAAAGGGGAAGCAAAAAAAUCAUAAAUCACCUGAAAGAUGGUCUCUCUCUCCACUCACUACUCUUCUGUUACUUUUUCAUCAUUUUAAACCUUUUUUAUAAGUUUGGUUGUUACUUUGAUCUAGGGACAAAAGGUUGUAUGCUCUGUUUUUAAUUAUUUACUCUAUUGAUUUGCUCUUUGUCAAGCUUGUAUGUUUAUGUUAUUAACUAAGUUCGUUAAAUUUAGUAAUUAUUAAGAGGCUAGAAUAAACCUUAAAAAUAAUUAUUGUUUUUGGGGUCUAUAUAUAUUUUUAAGGUUUAAUAUCAG
Thlaspi arvense is the source of this 1811-nucleotide messenger RNA. The record is from the annotation of a GenBank genome assembly. NCBI's taxonomy places the organism in Eukaryota, Viridiplantae, Streptophyta, Magnoliopsida, Brassicales, Brassicaceae.